This is a messenger RNA of Populus trichocarpa (black cottonwood), 917 nucleotides long. RefSeq lists its product as uncharacterized. Bases 43 to 783 code for a protein of 246 amino acids. NCBI's taxonomy places the organism in Eukaryota, Viridiplantae, Streptophyta, Magnoliopsida, Malpighiales, Salicaceae. The record is from RefSeq and is a predicted model, not a curated record. The transcript has 2 exons.
AUUGAACUGAUUAAUUUGAGAUACUUAAGUUUGAGAUGGACCAUGAUAAGGGAGCUUCCAGAGUCCAUAAGGAAGCUCAAGUACUUGGAAAUACUUGAUUUGAAAGGGAGUCCUGUGUCUUCUUUGCCUGCUGGGAUCACUCAAUUGACAUGUCUUUGCCAGCUCCGUAACUAUCGACACAGUUUCCAGUCAUCAUCGUUCUUCCCUGACACUCAUGGAAUGAGAGUUCCAUCAAGAAUAGGAAGAUUGACUAACCUGCAGACAUUGGGAAGCGUUGAAGUGAAUGAAGAUUAUGAGUUAGUCAGGGAGUUGGGAAAGCUAACUCAGUUGAGAAGGCUGGGCAUUUUAGCUAAGAGAAGAGCAGGGAAUGGAUCUCUGUUAUACUUUGGACAGGCCCUCCAGAAAUUGCCUAGUUUGGUGGUGCUUGAACUCUGUCAAGCUUAUGCAGGGGAAGAACCGUGUUGUGAUCCUAGUGGAUUUUCAAAGCUGAAGAGGCUAGGUCUCCAUGAACUGGAGAGAUUGCGGCGCAUCAGAAUAGCAAAGGGAUCAGUGCCUGGGUUAGAGAGGCUAGACAUCACAGCAUGCACGGUGCUAGAAACUGUGCCGGAUGGGAUUGAAAACCUGAAAAAUAUAGGAGACCUGGUUCUGUGGUAUAUGCCUUCAACAUUCAUCAAGACAAUAGAGAGGAACCGCGGUGAAGAUUUCUGGAGAGUUCAACAUAUCACAACAAUCACCCGUAUCUACGAGAGCCAGGGGAGACGGGUCUCUGAAACUCUUCUGUAAUUAGAGGGGUGAGCUACGGAGAGGACUACAGUUUCCGGAAUAUCAUGAUCUCUGCCAAGUUCCUCAGGUCUGUACAGACGUUUCAUCAUGUAAUGCUGAGCCUCAGAAAACAGAAAACUGCUGCUCUUCCCUCC